This is a messenger RNA of Pelmatolapia mariae (spotted tilapia), 6826 nucleotides long. RefSeq names its product cordon-bleu WH2 repeat protein (gene cobl). Gene Ontology annotation, biological process: actin filament network formation; actin filament polymerization. The transcript is spliced from 18 exons. The record is from RefSeq and is a predicted model, not a curated record. NCBI's taxonomy places the organism in Eukaryota, Metazoa, Chordata, Actinopteri, Cichliformes, Cichlidae. Gene Ontology annotation, cellular component: perinuclear region of cytoplasm; neuronal cell body; terminal web. The coding region runs from base 395 to 5092 and encodes 1565 amino acids. Gene Ontology annotation, molecular function: actin monomer binding.
AGGGAUACGAAGAUUACAACAAGUGGAUAUGACAAGUUACUCAGUCCGAAUGACUCAGUAAGAAUGUUCAGCAUGGAUAGAGUAUAACUUAAAAAUAGUGAGCAUGUAGGGAUUGUUAGGUCGUUGCUAGCCUCCAGGGACACUUUGCGGCUGUUAUGCUUCAGCUCGCAGCAGACUGACUCAUCUUUGCACACUGUCACUUGUUGUGCACUCUUAUACGUUAUAGACAGUUUUUCCCUGUUAGAGUUAUACUAGAAAAUUUGACGACUAUAAAUUAUUGUAAGUAUGAUGCUAAAACUCGCAGGUGACAACAUCAUGGAUAGCCACCGAGUCUGAGUAACAGCGCAUUUUAGGAGCGAGCCCCGCUAAUCUCAAGUUGGAGACAGUCUCAGCGAUGAGCGCGUCCUCAAAGCCGCCUUUAGGGAGGAUGAAGGCCCAUGCCCCACCUCCACCACCGGCCCCUCAACCCGCUCCACGCCAUAUCUUCAGAACCGCUACACCUGAUGGGGGAGGGACAUCAGGCAUGGAGGCCAAGGAGAACAUCCUGAGGGCCACAGUGGAUUUACAGUUAACCCUGCCACAGGGCAACCAGAUUUAUGUGACUGAGGAUGGAAGUAAAGCACUGAUGGAUCUGCUGGUCGAGCUGUGUAGUCGCUACCACCUGAAUCCAGCUCUGCACACUUUGGAGGUUCUGUCUCCUGAGGGCCAGUCUUUGGGCUUCAAGCCCAACGCACUGUUGGGCUCCCUUAACGUGGCCUGUGUGCUUAUCAAGGAAAAGGUCUUGGAAGAGAAAGUGGCGCGCAGACCAGCACCCAAAGUGCCAGAGAAAACUGUGCGAUUGAUGGUGAACUACCAUGGCAACCAGAAGGCCGUAGUACGGGUGAACCCCUUGAUAUCGCUCCAGGCUCUGAUACCAGUCAUCUGUGACAAGUGUGAGUUUGACCCUACACGUGUCCUGCUGCUGAAGGAUAGCAUCAGUCAACGCGAGUUACCGCUGGACAAAACUCUAGCAGAACUCGGGAUCAAAGAUCUCUACGUACAUGAUCAGAGGCUAGCUUUCCAGCCUAAAAUGGCUUCUGCCCCUGCACUUAACUACACAGACUUUGUUCGCAACAGUACUGGCAGUUUGGACAGACCAGAAAAAAAAGGCCUCCUGGGUAUCUUCCAGUUCAGCAGGAGGAAAUCCAAGACAGAGACAACAUCUGUGGACAUGGAUGACUUUGAUGAUAAAAUAAUCCAAAACACUGACACACAAUCCUGUGAUGUGUCCACAGUAUCUGGGUUCUCCAGUGGACCUAAUUGGUCCGGCACCUUGGGCCAGUCUCAGUCUGUCGCCAGUAUCCCGAGGUUGUCUCCCAAGGCUGAGACCAAGAAGAGGAGGGCCCCACCACCGCCUCCUGCCCCUGCACCCAGAAUGGAGCACACUACAGUUGAAAGCUGUCAGAUGAGCCUUGGUUCAGAAAGCCAGCAGAGGAAAAGAAAGGCUCCAGCUCCUCCUCCCACUCCAACAUCCAUCACGCAAGGCUCUGAUGACACUUCAGCCUCUGCGGCUCCUACUCCUGACAGUCAAGCUCCUGAUAAACCUACGCCGGCAUCCCGCAUCAAGGUGGCACAUUCGACCACAGCCUCAGCUGCCACUGUGAUAAAACUAACAGAAAAAACAGCCUCGCACAAAAUAGCAGUAGAUCCUGUGUCCAAUGCCAUGCCAACCUCCAGCUCCCCAACCCCGAGCAACAGCACUACUGACAGCCUUGCCGUGCAGGAUUCCAGCUCUGAACUAAGCCAGGGUCUUGAUGAUUCAGAUGCUGACCUAGAGCAGGCUGAAUCCCAUUACAGCUACACUAGCAGUAGCACAACAAGUGGGUCCGUGCGGGUCCAACCCGCUGCGAAAAACUCCAGCGGCAGAGUGGAAGAUUCAGUCAGCAGCGCGGCCGGCAAAAUAACUCAAGACAGGACGUCAGAGAAUAACUCUAUGUCGGAGACCGAGUCAGCCCUGAACCUGAAGCUGGAUGAGGCUGAGAACAAUAGGCACAGCGGAAUGGGAAACACUCAUCGUCUGGUGCCACCCAAACCUCUCCGUUCUCCCGUGCAGGAGCCAUCACAGCAUGUAUCACCCUCUACUCCUCCCUCGACACCCCCUCCCACUGAGCCUACAGAGAGCAACUCUCCGCACAAUCUCACGGAGGUGGAGGAAGCUCCCCAGUCUUGGCUCCAUUCUGUUCAGAACUCUGCAGUCAGUGACCAGAAACCAGAAACUGAAGCACCUCUGGCCGAGACUCUGUCUUUGGGCAGCAGCAGUGCCGGCAGCAGCCUGCAUGACCAGGGUUACGCUGCCUCUGAAGGUAUGGCAGAGGGCGAGGACUCGGGCAUGAUCAGUUCUCCCUCCGACACCCAACCCACUUCCCCCGAUGGGAGUGUGUCUCUGGAUGGAAGUAGUGGGUGGAAACCGGCGGGGCCAGUGCGAGAUAGUUCCAGUGAGAGCGAUGAGGGAUGUGCCACCUGGGGAUCGGUACACAGGCACAAAGACAUCAGCCCUCUGAUACUGAAAAACAGCUUUGAAGAUGAUCCAAAGCUCGCAGCUGAGCUCCAUCAGACUUUGGCUGAUUUUGAAGCAGACCUUGCAGACCAUGAAGAUGUAGUCUCAGCAAAAGAGGCUCCUUAUACCAUGUCUAGUGACAGUAAUGAGGUGCCAGUGUCUGUAGUGGACUUGGAUGUGCCAGUUACAGCCAUAGAUGAAGUACUGGAGGACUAUGAUCAUAAUAUUAUUGAACAUGAGGUGAAGUCAUUUACCAGGAAGGAGUCAGUUGGCAGCAAAGAACAUGGCUUUUGUCACAAGUCCAGAAUGGAGCCCGAGAACAAAAACAACAAUGCUUAUACAGAAGCAGUCAAUAAUAAAAGAAACCGUACAAAUACUAAGGACUUGUCUCAAUCUGAGCAGCACACUAAACCAGCGGAGAACAAGUCUGUGUGUGACAGAAAGGAAAAAAAGAUAAAGGAGAAAAAAAUUAAAGAGAUGAAUCUCGUCGAUAGCAACAGCGUGAAAGGAGAUAAGCAAAUAUUGGCUGUUAAAUCUAAUGAUGACGUGCACGAAAACAUGAAGAGCGCUGUGAUACUGCCUGACCCUGUGAGAUAUAAUGCUGAGUCUUUUGAGAAGAAGAAACCUGAUCUUCCACCAGCAAGUCAGAAACCAGUAUCUACGGAAAAAGAUGAACAAACGCAUAGGGUUUUCCCUUCUUCACAUAAUAAAAUUACUCGCAACGUCACAUCACGAUUUGGUAUGAAAACCUUCACUGUGAUCCCUCCCAAGCCCUCUGUUAUAAACACUGCUAAAGAACAGUCAGGUGUUCCAUUUACCAUUGGUGCCAUUAAGAUCGACGAUCAGGGAAACAUGGUGAAAGAGGGUAUCUCCAGGAAUAAUGUCAGUAGGUCUUCAGAGUCACAGAUCAAUUCUGAUGAGGGUUCUCCUCUUCUUGGGAAGGCCAAAGCUUUUUGGAGCUCAAAUGAAAGACAAGAUACUGCAGUGAACCCCAGCAAAGAUAAAGCUGAGGAGAGCAAAAACAAACUGAAAAGUGCUUCUACAUCAGUCACAGAAACUACACUGAAGACCAGUAACACAGAGUACCUGAAAUCAACACAGAGUACAGUUUCUGAACCUCCAGAGAGAAUCCAACCUAAAGAGGUGGUGAAAGAAGAAACUAAAGAACCUAUAAGGAAUGUCAAAGUUGCAGACAAAGACUGUGUUGAGGUGGGGAGCAAAAAUUCAGUACCCAAAAAUGUUCAGCCCCCAGCCGACAAACCUACCAUUCCUCCUUCACUACUUCCAGACUUGUCCUUCCUCAGACCUCCCAGGCGAACCUCAAGCCAAUAUGUAGCGUCUGCCAUCGCUAAACACCCCCCAAAGACCUUAGCGAAACCCAGCUAUAUCCCUAACAGCCCUGAAUGCUCUGCUUCCCUGAAGACACCGACUACUGACCUCCAGAAAUCAGGUCGAUCGAUGCAAGUGAAUCCGCGCCAAUCUUCCCUGGCGUCUUUGUUAGAUAAUAAGGAGAAUGGCUCUAAUUCUACAGUCAGGUAUCCUGGUCCUCAAAGAUCUACAAGCUACCCAGAGUAUAUGUCAGAUCAACAGAAAGAUUUUAGAGAAGCAAACGGGGGUGGAUUUGAAAAUGGUGUUGUAGCCACCAAAAGAAGUUCUGAUAUGUUGGAAAAUAAACCAGCCAAGAAUAAUCACGCUGAGUUGAGUGGAUCCACCAAAAUAAAAGUAACUGCCAAUGAACAAGAUAAUGUCAAACAUAGUCAGCUUGGAGGUCCGAGCCCAGCAAAAAGCAAUGCCCUAAACUCAUAUAUUAAACCACCAACAGCCCCAAAGACCAUAUCUCAGACAAACAACUCAGAGGAGACAGCUUCAAAAUCUCAACUGCCUGAAACAGUGUCAGACAGCAGUGUGACCCCAGGAUCUCCAGCUGUGACGGUGUUUGGGCCAGUUAAAAAGUUCAGACCAGUGAUCCAUAAAUCUGUUGAGAAAGAGACGUCUCUGCACAGCAGUCUGAUGGAGGCAAUCCAGACAGGUGGAGGCAAAGACAGGCUGAAGAAAAUAUCAACUUCUGGUCCCAGCUCCUUAAAGAAAGGGCCUUAUGUUGAAGAGGAAAAUGAGAGGUCUGCUCUUUUGGCCGCCAUUAGAGCCCAGAAUAACACCAGCAGGCUGAAGAAGGUCAAAUCUGCAGCUGCCCAUGAGCUUGAGAAAUUCAGAAAGUUGGCAUCUGAAGAAGAGAGAAGUCCAAGCUCUCCCUCUUCCCCCAAGAAUUUGACCUGCACCUCUCCUCUCUUUACACACCCACCACCUCCACCACCACCGACGAUUGCACCGCCACCUCCUGCCCCUGUCUUGCCCCAGGGUAAAACUAGCUCUGUGCCACAUUCGAAUGCGAACGCCCCCAGGAACCCUGCUCUAGCCAGGGAGGCUAUGCUGGAGGCCAUUCGCUCUGGAUCGGCGGCUGAGAGGCUCAAAAAGGUCGCAGUUCCCAAGAAGACGGUUCAAGUGAAUGGCAAACUGGGAACGAUCCAAGCGAGCUCCUCAACAAUCCCUGAGCAGUAAGAGGGGGAGCCGGCAUCACCACAACAAGAAAUAAUAGAUUAAGUGUAGUCUUAGUUUCUGUGUUUUGCCAUAGUGCUUUUACAGCAGGUGUUUGGGGAAAAACAGUUUGAGUUGCAUUUUCAGUGAAUGCUGUCUGAUAUAUUUUUUUGCACUGCAGAAAUUGUGAAAAAUCAAGUAAAAAUAUAUAAUUCAGAAUAAGAUUCACACCUCUUACUACUAAUAUUGGGCCUCACGCGCACAUUGGUCUAGUUCUGAAAGGAACAGCAAAGCGGGGAUGUUUUAUGAAUGAGGAAGGAUUUAAACAUUUCUUCUAGCAAGAAGAACCUCACUGUGUUAGUAGCCAAACACCUGCAACAUCUGUCUAACAAAGGGUGCGAUAGGUUCCGCUUUGACAAACAGUAGCUUGCUGGAAAAUGUUCCUUUCCACCUUUGUAACAUAUUGCUGUUCGUAAAUACAUCCGCUGCCAUCCACCCUUGAAUUCACAAGGCGCAGCUAGAGCAUUGACAUAAAUCUGUGCCAAUGAAAGCAAAAUGUAAUAGUAUAUGAGACUUUCAUAUCAUUUUGUGUUGUGAUCAUUUCCAUUUGCCUUUACCACUGUAGGUUUCAAAUGCCUUAUAUGCCUAAUGCUAAGUCAGUGUUAUGCACAUAUUGUUUGUUUAAAAAAAAUCGAUGUGAGGUGCAAUAAGUUUGAUCAGAUUCUGGACUAUUUCCUAUUUUAUUGUAACAAUUAACAUUAUUUAAAACAUAAUUUUUUUGUAUAUUUAAGAAAACAGUAGGUCCGUGAGCAGUGCUUUAAGUGUAUUAUUUUAUGGAGAUCUCCUCCAUAAUGCCAACUUCCACAGUUCAGGACUCUAAGAAGGAGUCAUAUUGUAACAACUGGCUGGUGCCUGUUAGUGCACUGUGCUCCUGUUUAAGCUUCUAACCUUCAUUUGUGCUGCUGUUAAAAAUCUGUAGAUGCUAUGUUGUGAUAUUUCUGCCUCACGGUGGAAAACAUGAUAAGCAUAGCCUUAACAUUUGCUAUAAAUACAUACUGUACAUACUGUAGCUGAAAUAGUUUUUUCCUUUUUUUUUGACAUUUCAACAUUUUGAAGCAUUUUCAUUAAAAACCAUAAGAACGGUUUCACAAAAAGCAAAGAGAUUAGUGUAUUAAAUCAAUAAGAUAAUCUAAAACCCGCUUUAGUAAAGCUUAUGUCAUAAUUUAAGCGUUAUUGCAUUUCAUUCUGCUCUGUAGGGGAGGUUUAGCGUGUCAUAGCUAUGAGUGAGAGCCAUUAAAUAGUUUGUAUUAGAUACGAUUAAAGUCCAUGCUGGAUCAUCGUUAGAAUGAAGAAAAGCUUACGCUCCAUAUUCAGGUAAAAUGUUUGCUGCUGUGUAUUUCGAGACAUCUUUGAGUAAAGGGGGUUAACUAGUUUUAUAGACACUAACUUUAAUUUGUGUUUACUUCAUGCAUGAUGCAAAACCACACUUUCACUGUCUAAUUUGAUCUUCAAGAGCUUGUCUUUUUUGUUAUUCUAUAACUUCAGAGGUAAACUUUAACUUAAUUUUGGGAGGGAGCUACAAAAAAAAAAGCCUACAGAAGUGUAUAUCUUGUAAAUCAUUGCGAUAGAUUUGCUUUAUUCCACUGACUGAGUGAACGUUUUUAUAAGCUAUUGCUUUUUAUGUUUAAAGUGCACAUUGUUUUAUGGAGAAGGUUAAUUUUGUUUACCUUUUUUUCGAUUCAAUAAAUACAUUUUGUA